Messenger RNA from Ogataea philodendri, 1578 nucleotides. RefSeq lists its product as uncharacterized. The record is from RefSeq and is a predicted model, not a curated record. Bases 1 to 1578 code for a protein of 525 amino acids. The transcript has a single exon. NCBI's taxonomy places the organism in Eukaryota, Fungi, Ascomycota, Pichiomycetes, Pichiales, Pichiaceae.
AUGACCAGCUCGUUGCUGUUUGCGCGUGUUUUGCCACUCGUUGUGCCGUUUUUGGGCCAGCAGGACAAGAUCGACCUCGCGUGCACAUGCUACGACGUCUACCGCGCGGUUAUCCCGAGCGUUUACCAGAAUUUGCUGUUUUCGGGCAGAUCGCUUUUGGAGCCAAGCUUAAAGUGGUCCAAUGUUGGGUCGUUGCAGAACCCGUUUGUGAGCGAGAAAAGACACACACAGGUGUACGAGCUGCGACAGGAGCUGCUCUUUGAGACGCUGACGCUCAACAAGGAGCUGCUGCAGUGCGUCGAGAGCGUCGUGGUGGCCGGCACCCAGAUCUCCCCGGAUUUGGCACUUUUGUUGAGCCAGGCCCCAAACCUGAAGCGGUUCGACGUGCCCAAUGCACAGCGACUCGCGUCAAACCUCGCCAGCACAAGUCUUGCCUCCGUGCUCAUCACAGACCUCGAACAGCUGUGCCACUUGCCCGACACUGUCACAGAGAUCAGACUCGGGGUGUUCGACUCAGACAAGAUCUCUGUCUCUGACCGGGCCCGGGCCCUUGCCCGCGUGUAUGCGGCCUCGUCGCUCGUGCUCGUGUCGGACGAGCCGUCCAUCUGCGCCUUCCUCAAGUUCCUCCAGCCGUUUGCUACUCUGCGGCUCCGGUCGCUGUCCGUGGUGUACUACCACGGCUACAACGACUACAACCAGGCCGCGCGGCUGCUCGUGCGCCAGCUGCUCGACCACACAGACGCCGCUCAGCUGUGCCGUCUCGAGAUCACCGCCGGCUGCGACCAGAUGGCCUGUGCGUGUCUGAACGAGUUUGCGGCCCAUCUGUGCUCGAAGCCGCUCCACCUCAAGCAGCUCGCCCUGCUCCAGAAAACCGUCCACAGAGACCACAACUACACCGAGAAGUUCGACGUGGCCGUCACGGCGCUGCUCAAACAGCUGCCCAACAACACACACCUUGAACAGCUGUAUCUCCGCCACUCUCCCCCACUCGACGGAAUGAUCGUCCAUGGCUUUGAAGGGAACUACAUCAAGCGCCGCAACCUGUACCAGGAAACGCUGCCGCUGCUCACAGGGCUCCAAAAACUCGUCUGUCCCACAUUCGUGUGGUCGCUGGCUGGGUACGAGCAGCUCAUGUCCGACCUUCUGUGGAACGGCUGCUCCUGCCCCCACUGUGACUCGUUCCUGUCGCUAUUUGACGAGUUCAUCAUGACACACCAUUUCUACGACUCCAGCGCCGGACUCGAGAAAGACGUCAUCUCCCCGUGCUUCUUCAGCUGCGCGGCAGCCACGCUUGCCGCCCGCUUCAUAGGAACCCCGUUCGACAACUUGCCGCUGCUCAACGUGUCCUGGAACUUCCACACCCUCCUCAGCAUCGAUCACGACCCCACCUACGACUGCCGCUUCAACCAGGGCUUCUUCCGGCCGCUCGCCACGUGCAUCUCGCACUUCUGCAGCGACUACGUCGACGCGCUGGGCCGGUCCAACGAAAACCUCGUCCACAUCAACCUCAACGGCAUCGUGUUCCAGAAAAACGGCAAGUGGGGGUGCACCAACGAAAGGGCCUACCAGCAAUCGUAA